AGCUUCUAUUCCAUCCAGAACCAUUUGAACCGUUUGAACUAAGGUCACAUAGCCGCCAAACUUGCGCGAUUUCAUCUGAUGGCGGUCGGUCAAGGUUAGUCCUCAGAAUGAUAGGGACUGAGUAUGGACACUGUAAUAUUUGCUUUGAUGCAGUGCCAUAUGAAAACAUGUUAUUUCUUUCUGCUUGCGGGUGUUCUUUUUGCCGUCAGUGCUUGAAAACGUAUGUUAUUACAGUAUUACGAGAUCGAGUUGAUGUUAACUGUGCUUGUCCAAGUUAUCCAUGUAGUCAAAGUGGUCAUUUGACAGACUCAGAGAUAAGAGAAUUGCUGCCUUCUGACGUUUACGAACGUUUUUCUGUAAAGAAGCUUCAGCGAGAAAUCGAGCAGAAUGUAAACCUAACAUUUUGCCCAGCAGUAAAUUGUGGUGCUGUGUGCCAGAUUCCUUCUAUUUUAAAAGUACCCAUACGAAAUGGAAUAAACCCAUCUACCAGAAGUAAUAAACAUGCUUUGGAACGGUUUACUAGAUGGUACAGAAGAUAUCUUUGCAGUUCACAAGGAGAUACCACUCAUGUUUCUCCCAGCACCAAAAGUACGAGUUUUCAUGCCGAUGACACAUCAAAAAUUCCAAAUAACGCAUAUUACAAGCCUAUCAGUAAUCUCAGGGAUGAAGACAAAGAAGAUUGUGUAACGACACCCACCAGUGAAGGUGCUGGAGAGAAGGAUUUACUCCAUAUAUCUGAAAAAAGAACGUUGAUGUGUCAAGUGAGUCCUGGUCGCCCAGCGGUACGCGUCGUAUGCAAACAGUGUUCUCAUGAAUUUUGUGCUCGAUGUCAUUUAAACUGGCACAUCGGAGUUGGACCGUAUGUGUGUGAAGAAUAUCCUCGUAACGUUGUCAAGGGAAAUAAAAAUUUAAGCACUCAAUUUACUAGUGAACAAAAUUUACUUGGAAUUUUGGAGGAAAAUGUAAAUGCCUCGGAUCAUAUUAACCCUCAUUCAGAACCAGAUCCUAUUACAUUUCAGAAACACCAGUCACAGUCUGUAAUGCAAAAUCCAGAAAUCAUCAAGUCAUUACCAUCCUUGAGAAAACCUCCAGAGAAAAACAAAAUAAAUAAAGUCUCACUCCGGCGAUCCAAAAGAAAACGGCGUAAUUAUUUACAGAGUCAUGCAGGUAUUCAUCUUUCCAAUCAGGAUAUCAGUGAUACAAUUGAUGUCUCCGUUCUUGCCGUUGGGUUUCCUCCAUAUUCUCCUGAUGACUGGCUGAAACGUUGUCCUGCCUGCCUAGUCCCUAUUGAACGUAUCGAAGGUUGCGCUCAAAUGAUGUGCCGGUCAUGCAAACAUACCUUUUGCUGGUAUUGUUUGACUUCAUUGGAUGAUGAUUUCCUUCUUCAACAUUAUGAUGACGGGGCCUGUAAAGGAAAACUUGGUCAUUCUCGUGCAUCAGUAAUUGGUCAUCGAGUUUAUGUUGUCAGUGUAUUUACUGGAUUAACGAUUUUAUUACUGGUUGCUGCUCCAUUUAUCAUGGUUGCUGUGCCAUGUAUUAUUUGUGCAAAAUGUCACCGGCUUUAUCGCCAACACCGUCUACGCAAACGGCAUUCUCAGGGUUUAUAUAUGGUUAAUGGUCGUGUAUUAAAUUCACCUAUAUCUUCUAAUGUGCAAAAUGAUCGAACAGAUACACCUCAACCUACUUCAUCAACUCCUCAUCAUAGUAUAUUUAUACCAUCUUGUAGAUCGUCUAUUGUUAGUGCUGAUCACCGACCAACUGUCGAACAAAAAGCUGAUAUUCAUUGGUCACCUUGGCAAAACGAAUUUAAAUGUACAUCUACUCGUAAAGUUAUGCAUCGCUCCAAAUCUGUACCUGCUUACUGUUGUACAGUACCACUUAAUAGCCUACUCAUGACUUCACAUACACCGUAAAUUUCCCGAGUUUUUAGUCGUAAUGGAAGAUCAAGAAGUUAUAUAUAUAUUUCACAAUCAUUUCUGUGUUCACAAAAUUCAUAGUAAAUGAUCUUAUCAAAUCUUUUUUUUUGCUUGUAUACUUUGUAUGCGAAAAAAGGAAAACAUAUCUCAAUACUUACAUUCUUUUAUUCCUUGAUACACCAUAUAAUAUUAAUAAUAGUAACCUUUUUUUACUUAAGUUUCAGCGUUCUGUUCUAUUGUCAGAAUAUCCUUGUAAUGAUGCAUUUAUUAGUUUGUCUACUUUCAUUUACUUUUAACUUGAUCAUAUAAUUGUAAGUCUGCAUAUGUAUGUAGAUAGCUAUCUAGACAUAUGUACAUAAAUAUAAUCAUUCCAAGAGUGAAAUUAAUGCAUGAUAUUUCUCUUAACAUCUACACUACCCCCAUAAACUAAUUUCUCUCUAUCACUGUGAAUGUUACUUGUUGUGUCAAUUCAAUUUUCUUUUGCAUUGCCCUAUUCUCUUGAAAGUUGUAUCACAAUAAAAAGCACCGUCCCUAGUGAAUUGCAUAUAUAUAUUACUUAUCUAUUUACUUAGAAUAAUUAUUAACUUAUUUGUUUAUUUACUUACUUAUUUACAGUAAUUUGUUUCUAUCUAGUUCUCUCUUUUUCGCUAAAUUGACUUCGUUUUUUUUUUAAUUUAAGAAAAAGACACUAUUCUUAUAUAUGCAUGCAAUAUUAAUGUUUUAUCUUCUUUUAAAAGUUCAAUUCUAUCUAUUACUUGUUCAAACAAUACAAUAUACAAAACAAAAAACUUUCAUACUUUCCAGGGAUUAUUUCCAUUUGUAUGUAUGCACACAUGUAUAACAUUCAUUGUGUGCUUUUUCAUUUCAUCUCUUUUACACACUAUUCUUACCAAGUACGUAGUUUCCAUAAGUAUAUAUUAUCUUCUUACUGAUAUUCUAUGACUUAGAAUAUCUUAGGUAAAAAUACUCAUUUUACUAGUCAUGAACUUGCAUUUCUCAUUCUUCUUUAUCUCUACUGUGAUAAAAUUUUGUACAAAUAUAAUAUAUACGUAUACUGUUUAUUAUUUAUAGUCUUAAUUGGUUAUGCAACUAUUAAUUGCAUAUGAUACCGCUUGUUGUUAGACUCGUCAUUGUUAUUGCUAUUACUAAUAUUGCAACAUGUUACUACUUUUAUCAUUACUAUUUUUAAUAUUAUUACUUUACUUGUAACAUUUGCAUUCUUAAGUUGGAUGAUUGAUUAGCGCUUGUGUAUCAAUUUACUGAGCUUAUUUCUUUUCUCUUUUCAUACAUUUGUCUUUUCUUUAAUGAAACAGUGGUUUGUAAUAGUAACUUGUGUUUAUUUCAAUUAGAAUGAGCUACUGCUUUAGUGGAUAUUGUUUAAAAUUACCUUGAAUGUCUUGUAUAAAAGUGGUUAAGGCAUUUUGUUUGUUAAGCUUUUCAGGAAUAAUUAGUUGAAAAUAUUGUGACUUGCAGUGUCCGUAUCUAAUACUAAUACGCAAUCCUCCUAUAUACGAGGGUGAAGUUUUAGUGGCCCGGGAUCUGACUCCAGUGAGAUCAUUUCUGAUUGAUAUUGAGACAUACAUAUUGUCAAUCGUCGUAUAGAAUUACCGACUUAAUUCGCGUUAGUGAAUAACGAAAUUAAAUAAAUAUGAGAAUGGAAUUCGAAUACAUGUAUUUUGUACACUUUGAUCUGGACAGACAAUCGGAGGAACGAAGAGGAGAGCGAAGCGAAAUGAAAUGACGCGCAGUGAAGAAGGCGCGUAAGCCAACUCGAUUUAAUCAAGCAUUAAUCGAUGUUUAUAGCCGAACAAAAAUAAGUUACAGACAUGUGAUGAAUACGAUAAGAUGUGCUCACACGUACACAUAAAAACAGUCAAGGUUGAUAAGCUUGUAAUUAACAAGGUCAAAAUGUGACUCAAAAAUAAUGAAUAGACUGGCUUGUCCGGAAGCUAGAGUAAGCUAUGUGGGCUUAACCGAUACUACGACUUUAACAACUGUCUUUCAUUCUCGGAACUUCCUUAAUUCAUAAUUUUUACGUUUACCCAACCUGAUUUGUGUUCAUAUUUACGUAUGUGGAUUGGUAUAAGUGGUAAUAUAUUAUAUUUCACCGCUAGUCCAUGUUUUCAAUGAAGUGGACGUUCACUUGUCUACCUUCAAUGUGUGUAGGAUGAAAUAGACUAGUUGUGUCGCUAUGUUGGUAACACUGACAUGAAAGGACUACCAAAAUGUCUUUUUUUAUAGCAGGAUGACUUGAUUUUUAGGGGUGAAUUGAUGAUGAAAUAUCAAUUUGUUAGCUAUUUUACUGGGAACGGAACAAACGUGUGUUUCCCCUAUUUUUCAUGCAGCGCGAGUCCUUCAGUAGGUUUUGGUCCUGAAUAGGGUGGGUGCCCAACUUCUUGUGCAUUGUUAGUCUGUUAUUGUUCUAAUUUCAUGUUCGAUCCAUGUGACUUGAAUUUCCUGUGUUUGUAGAUUAACGGUCUGUAUGGUAUGGAUUAGUCAAUAAAGUCAACACUUGAUUACCACACUUAACUCCUUUUCGCCACAUCAUAAAUGUUUGUUGUCUAGAUCACUACGUUUUUAAAGAUGAUCAUGCUACUAUUUCAAGUAGAGAGUGUGUGUAGUGACCAUUUAACCAAGGAUAGGACAUAAACGUUUGCAAAUUCGAUUAUCUCAUAAUUGUGUUUUGAGACUUACCAAGGUAAGAGAAGCGACAGAACAUACAUCUACAUAACUCCGGUAUUUUCACUUUCUAUGACUAUUAUGCCAUUUGAAGGACUUUGAGCCUAAUCGCCUUUAUGAGAUUAUUAGGAGUAACUUGUCCAUGCAAUAUUUUUGGUCUGUUUGAACUAAAUGUGCUAAGGUCGAGUUGUUUGCAUUCUUAACUAUUCAUUUACUUAUCUGGACUUGGAGCUGUUUAUAGACACGAAAAUGUAGUUUCCUGGGUCAUCGGCUGAUGCCACUUGCUCUACAGUCUCAGUUGAAUUAAUAAAUAUAAAAGAAAUAGCUGUUGUGCUUAUUCUAUGGAGGAAGUGUUGAUCAGAUACUUCCAUAUGAAAUACUAGAUAACAUAGGAAAUAGUUUUUGCUGUAAGACCAUUGUGAGAAAUCUGGGAAGGUGCUGAUCAUAAUUAAGUCACGAACAUAUUGGUUGGUUCUUUCAUACAAAUAUAAACUAAUUAUUGGCUGUGCUAUUAUGCUGACUGAAAAUCGGUGUUUCGAAGUAUAAUAUGAUAUCGAUCACUACGGUCCAUAAUUAUGUGGUCUGUGCAUUUUAAGGUGUUAUUUUCAAUAUUUUUUCGUGGAAAUGUGACUGAAGAAUUUGUGAUAAUAUGUUCUGUCCAUUUUUGUAUUAUGAAAACAGAAGCAGACAACAACAUUAUUUAAACAUUUAAUUUUUUUCUUUCAAUGCCCACAAAAUAAAAUAUUCGUAAUAUUUUACUUGUAAUACUAUAAACACUUAACAUAUAAGUGAACAUUUAGUACGAAUUUCGUAGGUUAUUCACACUUUAGUGAAAGUAAAACCUAACUAUUGCUCCUGAUUCUCACAUAUCGUAUCGUAACGUAUGAUUGAAUUAUCAAUGUAUUAUAUUUAAAUUCACUUAAUCAGUGUGUUUAGAUUCAAAGUAUCCUAUUAAUGGAUUUGAUGAUAAUAAGUGUAAACCAAAAUGAACAUCUACUACAGGAUUUCAAUUCGAUUAGUAUGAGAUCAUUCAGUUCCAGUUAAUGUGACUAAAAUGAAUCUUUCAUUGUAAACAAUGUUUCUAUUUAAAGAUUGUUUGCAUCAUAACUGAAUACUAGUAGUGUACUACUAAUCAUCAAGUAGCAUUGAAUACUUUUUUUCAUCUUACUUCGGUGAUAAACAACUCACAUCCAACUUGGUUGAGCCUCACUAGUUACAACUUCUAGAUGAACUACCAAGAUUUCAGUGAGAAAUUGUGGCUGAUGGAGUCUAGUCAAUUUGUGUCUGAGACAGAUAAUACUGACUAAAUUAAAUAAUUAUCGCUAUAAACCAUAAAUUGACUGAAAUUCUAAAUCUAUAAUACUGGAUUCUAUCCAGCUUAGUAUAUUCUAAACAAUUAUACCCACCAAGAGGCAUGAUGAUCUCCAGCUCUAUUUCACUUUCUAGUUUUCAAUAGUUUUUCAAUUACUGUAACUUCAUGUUGAAAACUUUUUGAAAUAGAUCUCUACAAAAUUGUGAAUUUCAUCGAUCCAUAAUGUUAAAGCUGAAUCUUACCUCAUUCAUCAAUAUUGUUAACAUUUUCAUUGAUUUCACAUGAUAUAAAACACUAAACGUUUACCAAGUUUCUUUUAUUAAUUUAAUAACUAGAUUAUAGUAACAGUUUAAAUUUUGUUAAAUUCUUUUAUUGCAUAAAAUGUGUGUAUCUUAUUGCUUAAGAUUAUUUCACAUAACAAAUCGUUUAUAGCAGCUCACGUGCAGUUGAGUUUGUUCACAUUUAAUUUAGUUAAGCCGUUUUGUUAACUUAUUUAACGGAUGGAGUCAUUUCUACAGUAACAAUUUACCUAUGCCAUUAUACCUUUAUUAUUAUUGCACUUGUAUGAAUAUGUACGCUUGAGCAUUGCUUACUGCUUACGUGUAUAUUCAUUCUGCUAGCCUUACUAUUUGUUGCUUAACUGAUUCAAUGAUUCAUUCAUUUCACUAUGUGUAUAUGCAUGUACAUUUUAAUAAUGUUCACUCGUUUGUCCUCUUGCUUUUCGGCACUACUUUUUCAUGCUUGCUUAACGUACCUGUAAUUUUGGUGAUCUGUGCGUAGUACAAUAAUAUAAACGUGAUCAGCACUUCGUGUUCGCCUUCUGAUUAAUACACCAUUGGAUCGUUAUCUAGUGAGGGUUAUCAGGAUGAACUGUACACCAAGUUUAAGGACUAUAUUGAAUACUGACCACUACAUGCUCAUCUUAUUUUUUUUCACUUUCAUUUAAUUGACACAUCAAAAUUUGUAAAUAAUUUUCAGCUCUAAUUUAAUGACUUAUUUUGUUUGUUUUUUCAAAUAUUUGACUACGUGUUAGGGAUUUAAGAUCCCCAGAACUCAUUUGGUAAAUGCCUUAAUUUUGCAAUUUUAUUUUGAAAAUUUGAAUUUCCUUGUUUUUGCGCCAAAAACGCCCUUUUCACCUUCAUGUCGUAUUUCCCACUUGGGAGAAUCUUUAACGUUAUCGGUUCGUUGUGUAUUUCAGUAUGCUAAUUUGUAACGCUUUCCAAUGACAGUUUUAUGCUGUAUAUAUACGUUUGAUUUGUGUCUGUUCUUAUCGCUCGUGUUUCUGGCUUUUUGCGGAAUAUACU
Schistosoma curassoni is the source of this 7211-nucleotide messenger RNA. NCBI's taxonomy places the organism in Eukaryota, Metazoa, Platyhelminthes, Trematoda, Strigeidida, Schistosomatidae. The record is from the annotation of a GenBank genome assembly.